Molecule: messenger RNA, 1457 nt
Organism: Trematomus bernacchii (emerald rockcod)
Lineage: Eukaryota; Metazoa; Chordata; Actinopteri; Perciformes; Nototheniidae
Product: germ cell-specific gene 1-like protein
Exons: 5
Coding region: 112-1029 (305 amino acids)
Cellular component (GO): plasma membrane
Source: RefSeq, a predicted model, not a curated record
UACUGCCGGGAAUAACCGGAUUAUUAAAAUUUGAGGAGGGAUCGAGAGAAUUCGGUGUCAUACAAGGUUUAGGGAUUAAGUUACGCGUGUUUCACUCCUCCGGUCGCCGUUAUGGGGAUAGACCGACGCCGGAGAGCAUCUAUGGCUCUCACCUUGAACUUCCUGGCUUUGUUCCUGGCGGUGUCGGCUCUCACCACCAGCUACUGGUGCGAAGGGACGCGCAAAGUGGUGAAGCCGUUCUGCACCGGCCCGUUCACCGCCACCAGGCAGUCGUUCUGCAUCAGGUUCAACAGCUCCAACCUCAACGACACCAGGCUGGUGCAGUACAUCUGGGAGACCGGGGAGGAUAAAUACGUGAUGAGGAAGUUUCACACCGGGAUCUGGUUCUCCUGCGAGCAGAACAUUAACAUGACAGGUGAAAACUGCAGAAGUUUCCUUAAUGUCGCACCUUCAAAUGAAAGAGGAGUGCUGUGGCUGUGCAUUGUUGCUGAGUGCCUAUACAUCCUCCUGUUGGCCACCGGAGGCCUCCUCAUGUCCAUAGAGGUGUGUCACUUGGGCAAUGUCAUCGACGGCCUCAAGCUCAACGCCUUCGCUGCCAUAUUCACUGUGCUCUCAGGUCUGCUGGGCAUGGUGGCCCACAUGAUGUUCACCACAGCCUUCCAGCUGACUGUCAGCCUGGGCCCAGAGGACUGGAAGCCUCAGACCUGGGACUACAGCUGGUCCUACAUUUUGGCAUGGAGCUCCUUCACAGCCUGCAUGGCGUCCUCCGUCACCACCAUCAACCGCUACACCAAAACCAUCCUGGAGUUCAAGCACAAGCGCAGGAACAUCGAGAAGAACCUGAAGAUCAAGCAGAAGCUGCUGGAGCUGGACUCCCCGGAGCAGGUGUGGGACAUGUACAUCAGCUCUGUGCCGAGCAAUGCCGACGAGCUGCUGGAUCUGUCGUCUAACGUCCGCAAACUCUCCAACACCUCCCUCUUCCUGGACCUCAACGACCUGCCCGACCCGCAGCACGAGGAGUACUGCUGAGGAGAGCAGGUGGCAGCUGAUACAUCAGCAGGUCAUUGGCUGCUCAGUGUGGAACAAUAAUAUAAUUACCGUAAACAGCAUGAGACCGAGGUGCUUGGUUACCCACAAAGUUCCAAUCGUCAAACGGAUAAGAGACGCUGUAAAGUUAUCGAGGGCUUGUUAGCAAACGGUUUCAAAAUCUAGCAGAUAGGUAGCAACACCUUUCAUUUGGAGUUCUGUUUCUGGCCAAAUGUAAAACUCAAACAUCUAAUCUAACUAAUAAUGAUUACUGUGUCUUAAGCUUCCUACAUGUCUACCUAUGUUCACUAAGCAUUUUAGUACAUUUGUGUUACAAGUUGAACUUUACAUUUUGUUGGAAAUUAGACAUGGAAAAUAUUCUCCAAGCUCAAAUGUAGUAAAAAAUGGCCUCCAAUAUUCUAUGGUCCUUA